GUUCAUUUAGGACUUGAAGUGACUCAGUCACUGUUAGGUGUUCUUGUGUCAAAAGAAAAAGAAGAAAAAGAGAAAAAAAAAUCUUUUUGUAAAUUUAUAAGCUCUACAUGCCUAUAAAUCUAGGUGUCAAUCAUAUGUGCUCUGCAGGCCAAGGGUUUUAUUAUUGUCCUGAAGUUUUCAUGGCUAGUUAUAGCGUUGCUGUUGCUGACUGGUGCACAAAUAGAAUAAUAAUAUUAUUUACAGUGCUGUUGUUAUGGUGGGUGAUAAUUAUAAUACUUGUUUUCAAAGUCUUGAAGAUGAUGUCCAGUUGGGUUUACACGUACUGGUGGAAGCCUUACAGUAUCACCAAGAUUAUGGCAGAACAAGGCAUUAGAGGCCCAACUCCUCGUUUCUUCACUGGAAAUCUGGGUGAUAUGACUAAAUUAAGAGAACACAAGGCUGCCCAAGACAUGAAUGCUAUCACUCAUGACAUUGUAGAUAGACUUAUGCCACACUAUGUACAAUGGUCGACUGUCUAUGGUAAACGCUUCAUUUUCUGGUGGGGCACAGAACCUCGGCUGACGAUAUCAGAACCAGAACUGAUCAAAGAACUUCUCUCAGCAAAGCACGGCCUGUCGUAUGGAAAAUCAGAGCUGCAACAGAAGGGUGUUAAAAACUUUAUUGGAAAAGGCCUCCUAAUGGCUAAUGGCCAAGACUGGGUUAACCAGCGCCACAUCAUUGCUCCUGCUUUCCACCAUGAAAACCUCAAGGGGCAUGUGGUUCACAUGGUGGAGAGCACAGCUUGUUUGAUAAACAAGUGGAAAAAAAGUGUUGAGGAAACUAGUGGAGAAGUGGAGAUUGAGGUGAUGGAGCAUUUUAUGCGCCUCGCUGCUGACAUUAUAGCUAAGACUGAAUUUGGAAGCAGCUAUGAAGAAGGGAAAAGAGUGUUUGAAAAGUUGGGUCUCCUGCAAAAGCUUUCUUCUCGUGGUGGUCGCUAUUCUUGGUUCCCUAGCAAUGGCUUGAGGAAGAAGCGACAGGUGGUGAAAUUGAAGGAGGAAGUAGAAGAGUCUCUGCAAAGAGUGGUGGAAUCUCGAAGGGAGUCAGUUAGCAUGGGAAGAAGCACAUCAUAUGGGCAUGACUUAUUGGGGUUGAUGUUGGCCGAAUGUGAUAAGGGUUCCACCAAUUUCACUACACAGGAGCUCAUGGAUGAAUGCAAAACUUUCUUUUUUGCUGGCCAAGACACCACCUCCACUCUACUCACAUGGACCACCAUGUUGCUUGCACUCCAUCCCCAGUGGCAACAACGUGCUCGUCAAGAAGUGCUCUCCCUCUGCAACAACCGUCCUCCUAACUUCAACACACUUCCUCACAUGAAAAUUAUGGGUAUGAUACUGAACGAAUCAUUGAGAUUAUACACACCGGCAAGUUUAUUCGCGAAAGAAGCAUUUGCCGACAUGAAGCUGGGCGACCUUUUCAUUCCGAAGGGUUUAUCUGUAUGGAUUCCUGUUCUUGCCAUUCAUCAUGACAAAGACAUUUGGGGCGAGGACGCCAAUGAAUUCAACCCAAAACGCUUUGCUAAUGGCACUGCCAGGGCCUGCAAUAACAAUCCAAUGGGCUUCAUUCCCUUCUCCUACGGCCCUCGCAAAUGCGUGGGCCAAAGUUUUGCCAUCAUGGAAGCAAAAAUAGUACUGGCGAUGAUUAUUGCUAAUUUUAAGUUCCAUUUAUCUCCUUCUUAUCGUCAUGCCCCAAUAUCUGUACUUACCCUCAAACCCAGACACGGCGUCCCAAUCAUUCUGCAGCCAUUGUAAGUUGAGUAAUUGAUUUGAGGUCUCGGCCAUAUUUUCUCCUUUAUGUCAAAUCAGGGUUCAACUUUUGGGCUGAAAUUUGACGGUAUGUGGCCUGUGUAGAAUGUUCUAGAGAGUAUAUCACUAUUCAAAGUUUUAACCGGCGGUAGAUUCUAUUUGCAAUUGGGCCUUUUUUCUAAUUAAAAGCAAUAAAUUUAUAAGCUUAUUAUUA
Messenger RNA from Cryptomeria japonica (Japanese cedar), 1995 nucleotides. RefSeq names its product cytokinin hydroxylase. Gene Ontology annotation, molecular function: iron ion binding; heme binding; oxidoreductase activity, acting on paired donors, with incorporation or reduction of molecular oxygen. Lineage: Eukaryota; Viridiplantae; Streptophyta; Pinopsida; Cupressales; Cupressaceae. The coding region runs from base 108 to 1787 and encodes 559 amino acids. The transcript is spliced from 5 exons. The record is from RefSeq and is a predicted model, not a curated record.